This is a messenger RNA of Camelina sativa (false flax), 1280 nucleotides long. RefSeq lists its product as uncharacterized. The record is from RefSeq and is a predicted model, not a curated record. NCBI's taxonomy places the organism in Eukaryota, Viridiplantae, Streptophyta, Magnoliopsida, Brassicales, Brassicaceae.
UCUUCCGUUUUAGUUUCUUUGGUUUUUCCUCCAAGAACAUAAAUGUCUCUGCUUCUCAACCAGCCCUCGCAGCUCUGCCUUCGUAAACCGGUGUUGGUAGUAAGAGCCUCUGCGCAUACAUCUAAUGGCUCCUCCUCAUCUUCCUUGCUGCAAAUUCCUCCAUGUUUCAUUGCCGGCGCUGAUCCUUGUGGAGCAGGUCUCGGAAAACUCAAAAUUUUCUAUGCUACCGGUGAACACAGUAGUUAUGAUCAUUUGGUAAAAAAGGCGCCUAUGGAGUUGGUGUAUAACGAUAUUAAUAACCCAUGGCUGGCUAGCUUCUCUGAAGAAGAAGGUGAAAACCGAGACGAUAUUUCUGAUGCAAUGGUAACGAUCGGUUCAUCUCAUGGCUGGGUAGCUACUUUGAAGAACGGAACUCUGCGUCUCCAAGACGAUCUAAACCCGGCUGCAUCGGAUUCAGAUCCGAAACGUAUCUCGUUGCCUCCUCUUGUAACUCUGCGUCAUUGCCAAACCGAAAUCGUCACCAACGUGGCGAUGUCCUCACCUUCUCCAGAGGAAGAGGACUGUGUUGUGGCUGCUAAGUUCUUGGGACCUCAGCUCAGCUUUUGCAGACCGGGUCAAAGCAACUCCGAGUGGACCAACGUCAGAAUCGAAAACCCCUGUUUCUUCUCCUCCCGAGUCAUGUUUUCAAAGAAACAUGACAUGUUUCGCAUAACCGGAUCUGGAGGCCACCUCAUCGGAUCAUGGGAUCUCGACAAACACAAGCACACACCCAAGCUUCAGAAGUUGCGAUAUCAAAACCUUCCCGAGCUGAGCAAGACCGAACGCCAGCUUUUGAGUUCAUGCACCACGAGCGAACACUUGGUGGAGUCACAAUCCACGGGUGAAACAUUCUUGCUUAAGUUGUACAAGAAGACCGAGAAGAUCAUGGGCGGUGUUGCCAAAAUGAAAACAGAAGGUUUAAUGGUGUUCAAGCUUGACGAAGAAGGAAAUGCGGUUUACACUAAAGACAUAGGAGAUCUCUGCAUUUUCAUCUCAAAGUCUGAACCUUUUUGUGUCCCUGCUAGCUCCGUUCCCGGCAUGAUCCCUAACAGAGUCCAUAUCUUGGACGACAAUGAAUUUUCACUCGUCAAGUUGACUGAUUCCUCCAUCGAUAGUAUUAUUAAUAGGUUCACGGUCCCUUACUAUAUUUCACCUCAAAAGUUGUACAAGUAGUUUGGAAUUGAGUUUGAGUCUAGAGUCUGUCUUUUCGAACAUCAAAUUUAUUUGCCAUUGUUGAGGAA